ACAAUGUGGAAUGAGGAACAGCUGGAAGACAGGCAGCAGAUUUCUCAGUGUGUCUCAGACAAAGCACAUGUUAACCUUUCAUCCUGACAGACUCCUUACCCAAAGCAUUCCCAAACACCCAAUUACAAAUGAAGCAGAAUCAAAUCAAUAUUCAUGCACAUAUCUGAGGAUGAGAGACUUGAUCAAGGGCCGAAUGUGGCGCACUUUCAGAACUGGGAUUCAAUAAUCACCACUGGUCCUUAGAGAACAUUAAAAAUUGUAGCCGUAGCUAAGAGAGUGAUUUCUAGCGUUAACUUGUAGUAUUUUCAGCAGCAAUGUCAUAUUUCAUAUUUAGGAAAUGAAUGCAAUGGAUGCCCCAGCACCCACAGACAAGAAGGGACCUCCCAGGUUCAAGCAAAGGAUAGUCCGGACUUUCAAGAGCAAAGCACCAAAACCAGGCCAGAAGGGUUUCGGAGAGGACAUCCCUGGAAUGGAGGAUCUCGGCACAGACUUCACUGUGAUUUGUCCGUGGGAGGCUUAUGGCGACAUGGAACUAAGCGAUCUGGCCAAAUAUGGAAUUUUGUAGCUUUCAGUUUUGUAUGUCUUUGUUUUGGACCCUUCUUCUUUGACAUGUUCUUAUUGUUGAGUAGUUCAUGGUGCUACAUUUCACUAACCUGGACAGUCAAAAUAUAUUAAAGUGCCCCCACCCCCACAUUUAACAUCAUUGAAUUGAUCUAGA
Molecule: messenger RNA, 718 nt
Organism: Ictalurus furcatus (blue catfish)
Lineage: Eukaryota; Metazoa; Chordata; Actinopteri; Siluriformes; Ictaluridae
Product: retinal cone rhodopsin-sensitive cGMP 3',5'-cyclic phosphodiesterase subunit gamma-like
Exons: 2
Coding region: 338-565 (75 amino acids)
Biological process (GO): positive regulation of epidermal growth factor receptor signaling pathway; visual perception; positive regulation of G protein-coupled receptor signaling pathway
Cellular component (GO): photoreceptor outer segment membrane
Molecular function (GO): 3',5'-cyclic-nucleotide phosphodiesterase activity; cGMP binding
Source: RefSeq, a predicted model, not a curated record